GAGCGGCAGGUAACAGCGAGUGGAGCAGUGGAGCUCUCUCCUCUCUCUCUCUCUCUUUCUGGCCAAGGUGGAUGGAGUUGGGAGCCUUCUCUGGACACUGAGCUGAGUCCUUUCCCCAGUAGCUGGAUACUUCUGUUGGGGGCUGGGGGGCUGCAAUUGGCUGUGAGCUCGGUGGGACACGGUUCGGCCCCUCAGGCACCAUGUUCCAGCCUGCAGGAAAGCGCUGCUUCACCAUCGAAUCGCUGGUGGCAAAGGACAAUCCCCUGAGCUCCGAGGAGCCCCUGAGACCGGCGGCCCUCCCCUACCCUGGGGCCCCAGCAGAAGCCUUUGUCAGCGGAUUCCCCAGCCCAGCCGGACGGUCCCUCUAUAACAACCCGGAGCUUGUGUUCCCUGAGACUGUCAGCCACCCACCCCUGACUGUGCACCCCCACCAGCUGGGGGCAUCUCACCUACAGCACCCACACUCAUUCUUCGCACCCCAGCACAGGGACCCUCUCAACUUCUACCCCUGGGUGCUCAGGAACAGGUUCUUUGGGCACAGAUUUCAAGGCGGCGACGUUUCCCAGGAGAGUUUGCUCCUACACGGCCCAUUCGCCAGGAAACCCAAACGGAUCAGAACGGCCUUCUCCCCGUCUCAGCUGCUCAGGCUGGAGAGGGCAUUUGAGAAGAACCAUUAUGUGGUGGGGGCUGAACGGAAACAGUUGGCCAGCAGCCUCAGUCUGUCUGAGACCCAGGUGAAGGUUUGGUUCCAGAACAGAAGGACAAAAUACAAAAGGCAGAAGUUGGAAGAGGAAGGUCCAGAUUCUGAUCAGAAGAAAAAAGGUUCUCAUCACAUCAACCGGUGGCGAUUGGCCACCAAACAGCCCAAUGGGGAAGACAUUGAUGUUACCUCCAAUGACUAGUAGGGUCACGUGUGCGAGUCAAUGUAGGGAUCAGACUGGAAACAAACUCCCAAGGAACUCACUGAUACCGAAUCGGAACAGUCUUGCUCAGACGCCAAGGAGGACUAUUAGAGACCUGCUAACACCUAGGCCCAAGGGCAGCAGGAUUAACCCGCAGGAGGAGCAACACGCGCACUUGUUCUAUGAAGGACGGAGGUGGACUGGUCCACCCAAUGGCUGAUCUCUCUCAUGAACUUUUGUCAGCCACAAGCCGUCUAUCAGCAACUGGUCGAAACAAAAUGUCUCACCUGUCCUCUGUCUUUUUUUCGGCUUUUUUUUUUCCCUUUUUGCUAAUUUUUAAUUUAUUUUCUUUUCCUAAUAUAAAAAAGUAGCUAUUACCAAUUUAGUGCUUAAAUGUGUGUUAAUAAAUAUCAUAUGGAUACAUCAA
This is a messenger RNA of Xenopus tropicalis (tropical clawed frog), 1329 nucleotides long. It is a transcript of the gene emx1, whose product is annotated as empty spiracles homeobox 1. Gene Ontology annotation, molecular function: DNA binding; DNA-binding transcription factor activity, RNA polymerase II-specific. Gene Ontology annotation, cellular component: nucleus. The record is from RefSeq and is marked validated. Gene Ontology annotation, biological process: regulation of DNA-templated transcription. Lineage: Eukaryota; Metazoa; Chordata; Amphibia; Anura; Pipidae.